GAGGAAGCAGAAGUUCGACUGAGAGGAAAUGCUGAACUCGUCAUAAACACAAUAACAUUCAGCCGAAGAGAAAAGCCACAGAGAAAGAAGAGCUUUGGGAUUACUUCACCUAGUUUAUCGUCACUCGCAGAUAAAAUGUCCUCUGGGAUACAGGAAGAGCUCUCCUGCCCCGUCUGCCGGGACAUAUUCAGAGACCCUGUUGUUCUGUCGUGCAGCCACAGCUUUUGUAGAAACUGCCUGAAAAGAUGGUGGAGAGGGAAAGAAAUACGCCAGUGUCCCGUUUGUAAGAGUGCAUCCAGAAAGAAACACCCACCCUGUAACCUGGUCUUAAAGAACCUGUGUGAGAACUUCUUACUGGAGACCGAUCAGAGAGCUUCAGCAGGCUCUGAGGCUCUCUGCAGUCUGCACCGUGAGAAACUCAAACUCUUCUGUCUGGACCAUCAGGAGCCGGCGUGUCUCAUCUGCAGAGACUCAAAAACACACACCGACCACAGGUUCAGACCCAUCGACGAGGCUGCACAGGAUCGCAGACAGGAGCUCCAAACAUCCCUGAAACCAUUACAGGAGAAACUGAACAGCUUUGAGCGAGUGAAGGGAAACUUGGUUCAAACAGCAGAACACAUUAAGAACCAGGCCCUUCACACAGAGAGGCAGAUUAAGGAGCAGUUUAAGAAGCUUCACCAGUUUCUGCAAGAGGAAGAGGACAACAGGAUCGCUGCUCUGAGGGAGGAAGAGGAGGAAAAGAGUGCGAGUAUGACUAGGAUGAUUGUGGCUCUGAGCAGAGAGAUGGCAACUCUCUCAGAAGCAAUCAGAGCUGCAGAGGAGGAGCUGAGAGCUGAAGAUGUGUCUUUCCUCCAGGACUACAAGGCCGCAGUGAGCAGAGUCCAGCAGCUCCCCCUGCUGGAUGAUCCACAGCUGGUCUCAGGAGCGCUGAUAGAUGUGGCUAAACAUCUGGGCAACCUGACCUACAACAUCUGGAACAAGAUGAAGGGGAUGGUCUCCUACACUCCUGUGAUCCUGGAUCCAAACACAGCUGAACCACACCUCAUCCUGUCUGCAGAUCUGACCAGUGUGAGUCUCAGAGAGAGGCAGCAGCUUCCCGACACUCCGGAGAGGUUUGACGACUAUCCGAUCGUCCUGGGCUCCGAGGGCUUCGACUCGGGGACUCACAGCUGGGACGUUGAAGUUGGAGACAGUCCAAACUGGCUGGUUGGUGUUGCUGAAGAAUCAGUUAGAAGGAAGGGACAAACAGACUUUAAGUCUGGGUUGUGGGCAGUGUGGUUCAGUAAGGGCAGUUAUUUCAUACGUUCCCCUCUGGAUUCGUCCUCUUUCCAUCCUGAGAAAAAGCUGCAGAGGAUCCGAGUUCAGCUGGACUGGGAAAACGGAAAGCUGUCGUUCUCGGAUCCUGACAGUAACAUUCACACCUUCACACACGCUUUCACUCUGAAACUCUUUCCAUUCAUUUACACCAAGAACAAACGCCCACUGAAAAUAUUACCACCGGUGUGUGACGAUGAUGCUGACAAUGAUGGUGAAGGUGAUUCUGAUGAAGGUGGGGAAACUGUUAAUGUCAAUUUUGAUGAUCGUGAUGAUGAUGAUGAUGAUGAUGGUGAUAACUAAUGCAUUAGAGUGUAGAUGAACUAAAAACAGUGUUCUUGUUUGAUUAAAAUA
Molecule: messenger RNA, 1671 nt
Organism: Archocentrus centrarchus (flier cichlid)
Lineage: Eukaryota; Metazoa; Chordata; Actinopteri; Cichliformes; Cichlidae
Product: zinc-binding protein A33-like
Exons: 2
Coding region: 136-1620 (494 amino acids)
Molecular function (GO): zinc ion binding; protein binding
Source: RefSeq, a predicted model, not a curated record